AUCCGUCCUACUCAGGCCUGGAAAUCUGGGCCCGGGCGGGGCGAACCUGGAAGUGGCUAGGCUCCGCUUUGCAUAGCAAUACGCAGCUGUGCAUAACCAAUGCAGGUAGGCAUUUAAAGGCGCCACCGCCGCCAAAGCCAGACUUUCUAGUUAACCCUGCGCGGAGUCACCCUUCACUAUGACCUUCCUGAUCGCCCUGGCUUUGCUUCUCGUUGGCCCUGCGGCCCCCACGCGAGUCCUUCCGACCCAGCAAGGUAACUUUUCCUGGGAAAACUGUGACGAAAAGGACCCUGCCGUGAUCAAAAGCCUGACACUGGAACCCGACCCCAUUGUCAUUCCUGGGAAAGUGGCUGUCAGUGUUGAGGUCAAGACCAGUGACCCCCUUGAGACUCCUCUGAAGGUGGUAUUAACUGUGGAGAAGGAAAUAGCAGGCUUGUGGGUCAAGAUCCCAUGUGUGGAUCAGAUAGGCAGCUGUACCUAUGAAGACUUCUGUAAUGUGCUCGACAAUUUCAUUCCCCCUGGAGAGGACUGCCCUGAGCCCCUUCACUCCUAUGGUCUUCCAUGCCACUGUCCUUUCAAAGCAGGCACCUACUCACUGCCCAAGUCUGAUUUCACCUUGCCUGACCUGGAGCUGCCCAGCUGGCUCAGCAGCGGGAACUACCACAUCGAGAGCAUAGUGAGCAGCAAAGGCAAGCAUCUGGGCUGCGUCAAGAUCACUGCCUCUCUCAAGGGCAAAUAAUGUGGUACCAGCCACAGCUGAAUAAUGGAAUAUGGCGAAGGUGUCUCUUUUCUCUGUUUUGCAUUUGUCCAGGCUGAAUUCUGACUCCGUCCCCGUUCAAGUCCUUUUCUGUACUGAUUCUACUACCCUUGUUGAAAAUCAUUUUGUGCCUUUAGGCUGGGGCAAACCAUGGCUACCAAUCAUUCUGAUUUGAAGCCCUGCUGAGAAUUCGCAUGUCUAACAAGUUCCCAGGCGAUGCUAAUGCUGCAGAUUAGGGACCAAUUCUGAGAGCCACUAGUAGAGCAGUGGGUCUCAACAUUUAUUAUUCAUAAGAAUCACCUGGUGAUCUUGUUAAAAUAUAGAUUCUGAUUCAGCAUAUUUGGGUGGAAAUGCAAAUUGUCAGCAGGGGUUAAAACCAGCACGAACCGGUUUGAAGCCCUGGAGCAAACAGCCCUGGCUGAAGAGAGGAUGAGCCUGGCACUUUUUGAGAGCCCAGGACAUCUGCUGGGCUGGCCACUUCCCUUUCCACCCCACCCCCAGGGCCUUCUCCCUGAGAGCUUUGCUCAUUUCUUAAAUAGUCCAGGAAUGGGGACGCACAUGCCAUGGAACCCCAAGUUCAGACUGACCCAAUCUCUUGAAGUCCUUUUAUAGCUUUCUUAUUUGUUUUUCAUUUUUUUGUCAGUGACUUAAAAGCAGAGCAAGAGUAUUAACAUUUUGCAUUUUACUCUAAGCCCCUCUUAUAACGAAACGGUUGAUUCAGUCUGUUCUUUGACUAACUUCUGUGGUUCAGUAGCCUUUUCCAGGUUUGUCCAACUAAUACUGGGCAUGCUGUACCCUGGAGAGGCAGGGCAUGUGUGGUGGAGGAUCCCUUGGAGGAGAUAUUUAAAGAUGCUCUAUGUGUUUAAAGUAGAGUUUGCAAUCUCAGGUGCCUGCAGGGCCAAGCGAGAGACAUAAACAAGUGGCUAAGGCCAUGAGAAACAUGUCACUUUCCAUGUGUGUCUUCCCUUCUCCAGUUUUGAUAGAGACUUGGGAACAAUAAACGUUUCUUAAACUAUAGGAGAAAUAACAGCACACAUGCACUGAUACCAGACAGCCAGCACCCAGUCUUGAGAUGGGAUAUAAUCAAGAAUGGUAAGGGCUAGAGUAAGUUGGAGAGGACACGGUCAGUCCGUGGGGGCACCUGCUAUCUAGCUAUAAGCCAGUUAGUGCCACAUGAGAAUGUAGGCCCAGUUUAGCCAGACAUUCUCAAUUUUGUUCCCUAGAGAAGCCAAACAUUUAGACUUUUAUAUGAAAUCUUGAAAUUUUAAAAUAUUGGCAGCUAAUUAUUUUUCUACACUCUGUAGGCCAAUGGGGUCAAACAAACUUGUGAGUGGGGAAAUCUGGCCCAUGGAUAGCAGUUUGCAACCUCUGAUCUAACAUCUUGAAGGCCUUGUCCCUUCAGUCUCAGGACAGCUCCAUCUGGCACCAUUUCUCCCACCAUAGGGCCAAACCCACAGUGUCUGGCCCCACGGAGAAGGCUGUUCCAGGGAGGUUGAGGCAACCUCCCUGAGAGCUGUGAGCUGCGGGAUCACGGGGCUGCCUGCCCCAAACUUGAAGCCUUGUCAGAGUGAAGAAAGCAGAAGCUGAAGAAUCAGACCUGUCAGCAGCUGCUUUGUGGAGCAAGGAUCCAGUGAAGAGACAUUUGUCCCUUCAUCCCUCAUCCCAUGACAACUCUUAACUAUGUUCUGAACCGCGGACCAGCCCCAGGUCUGGGCUCAUUUGAAAACAGGAUGGCAAUAAAACUUUUUAACUUGCUGCAAA
This is a messenger RNA of Loxodonta africana (African savanna elephant), 2518 nucleotides long. It is a transcript of the gene GM2A, whose product is annotated as ganglioside GM2 activator. The record is from RefSeq and is a predicted model, not a curated record. Gene Ontology annotation, molecular function: lipid carrier activity; enzyme activator activity. The coding region runs from base 179 to 739 and encodes 186 amino acids. The transcript is spliced from 4 exons. NCBI's taxonomy places the organism in Eukaryota, Metazoa, Chordata, Mammalia, Proboscidea, Elephantidae. Gene Ontology annotation, cellular component: cytoplasmic side of plasma membrane. Gene Ontology annotation, biological process: ganglioside catabolic process; lipid transport.